This is a messenger RNA of Ochotona princeps (American pika), 736 nucleotides long. It is a transcript of the gene SYSRN, whose product is annotated as coiled-coil domain containing 201. The record is from RefSeq and is a predicted model, not a curated record. NCBI's taxonomy places the organism in Eukaryota, Metazoa, Chordata, Mammalia, Lagomorpha, Ochotonidae. The coding region runs from base 31 to 702 and encodes 223 amino acids. The transcript has a single exon.
ACGGCAGACAGCGACCGGGCAGGGAACAAGAUGGGGCCCGAAGGGCAGCCCCUGGGGUUGAAUUCGUCUGAGCUAGAAAGCCCCUCUUUCCUAAGGAGAAGGCCACUCUUGAGAAAGCUCAUCAAACACAGCACCCCUGAGGAGGAAGAGGCAUUCAGUUGGAGCUUUAGGCUCCUGGGAGAUCGCUUGGACCUCAGCGAACGGGGUUCUGCGGGUGGGUCCCCACUUCCCGUGCAUUUCCAGGGCCGCUGUACCCACUUGACAGGGGUCAACUGUAUCACCCCCUUCAGAAGGAAGAGACUUUCUACUGUUUGGGCUUCUGGGGAGUCCAGUAGGCGGUCUGGACCUGAGCAGCACCAAUCCGCUCCUGGGAGGGAAAUGAGUGGGUCGUCCUUGUUGGUGCUGGAGCAGCAUCAGGACGAGUCCCUGCAUAUAAGCUGCUGGCCAGGAUUGCCCGGCAUUUCUAACGUAACCCACAGGAAGAGACGAAACCUGAAGAAGCUGGCUGCUGCGAUGGAGCGAGUCAGGCAGUGGGAAAGGCACCUGCUUCAGAACAUCGAAGAGGCCACCCAGCAUCAACUCACCAUCCAAGUGAGGAAGAAACGGAAACCGGAGGAACUGAAGUUGAACACAGACGAUCAGCAUCAAAUCUCCCCAGGGCAGGCUGCUCAGAACACCAGUGUCCAUGAACGUGGCCACUGAAUAUAAAACCAGAUUUGCAAAUGCUUGCAUCUUC